Penicillium macrosclerotiorum is the source of this 603-nucleotide messenger RNA. RefSeq lists its product as uncharacterized. The transcript has a single exon. The record is from RefSeq and is a predicted model, not a curated record. Lineage: Eukaryota; Fungi; Ascomycota; Eurotiomycetes; Eurotiales; Aspergillaceae. The coding region runs from base 1 to 603 and encodes 200 amino acids.
AUGAAUGAUCUACAUGAGGAUGCUCCCUACCAAGAUGUCUUCAACUGGACCUUGGCGCCGACCAAGCAAGCACCAUACAGCUUGACUGGAAUUCUUCCCAACACCACUCUGGCGGAUACGGACAUGGUUGUCAGCAUGGAUUCGUGUAAUUCUUCAAUCGAAACCAAGGACUGGCUCGCUUGGAUCAUCGUAAUGCCGUGGGACGAAACAGCCGGAUGGAACUGGACCCAGCCCACCGUUGGCUUGCAGUUCGAUAGCCGCACUGCAAAUUUCACACUCGACGGAUAUUUUCUGGCCCAGCCAUUCAUUAAAGAAAACUCCACCUAUCAGUACCUUGACGAAGGUAAUAUCCGCCUGGCAUCGGCGAAGGGGCCCGAUGUCACCAUGGGAAAGAUUAGCAUCAAAUUCGAAGGUGUCAUUGAUUCCUAUCAUUCCGAUGUCCUGGUUAAUAACAGUGCAACUCCCACUUGGUUGAAGUCAGUCGGGUUCGGCAAUAACUCGAUGAAUAUUGGGAACGGAAGUACAUUGAGCGCUGGGCCCCGUCAGAGCUGGGUCGUUGCGGUCUUUGUGGUGCUUUUCGCAUCCAUGUUAAUGUAUAUUUAA